CUCCAGGAGGUCAGCAAGGCUACGGUGCGUCCCCACAGUAUGGACGUCCCCAGCAACAAGGUUAUGGAGCCCCACCACCUGGCCAAGGCUAUGGCUCGCCUGUUCAACAGCAGAAUCAGGCUGCUUACCCACCUCAAAAUUAUGGUAAGUUGAUGUCAAUGCCACUUAAAUAAUGCUGAAACCAAAACAUAAUCUCGCGUUGAUCUCUUCAGGUCGUCCUGCCGCGCCACCUCAAGGCCCACCACCCGGCGCCAAUCCUCAGCUUUGGAGCUGGUUCAAGGCGGUUGAUACUGAUAAUUCGGGCAGUCUCACUGUCGAUGAGCUGCAACGUGCACUGGUAAACGGUGACUGGAGCCCUUUCAAUAUUGAAACUGUCCGAAACAUUGUUAACAUGUUUGAUACCAAUAACACUGGCACCAUCGACUUCAAUGAAUUUGCUGGACUCUGGAAAUACAUAGAAGACUGGAAGCAAUGCUUCCAAACCUUUGAUGCUGACGGCUCUGGAAGCAUCGAUCGCAACGAGAUGAGGACCGCUCUCCGCACCUUUGGUUAUAAUCUCUCUGACAAGUUCAUCAACCUGUUGAUACAAAAAUACGACAAAUAUGGCCGAGGAGAUGUUACUUUUGACAACUUCGUCCAGGCUUCAGUUACGGUCAAAACUUUGACGGAUUCUUUCAGAAAGUUUGACACAGAUAACGACGGAUGGAUUCAAAUUAGCUACGAACAGUUUUUGGAACUUGUCGUCAGCAACCGUUAAAGCGAAAUAUGGAGGCAGAUUAAGCAAGAAAUGCCUGACGCCGUUAUCGGUUCUAUUUUGCAGCUAUGGAUGUAAAGUUUAUUCGCUCCGUUUUUUCAACUGUAUCCAAUUUCUCUGUUUCUUAUUACUAUGGGCUUAAUGAAUUAUCGUACAUUCAUAGCAUUUUACCAAGAGUUUUCCCGCUUCUUCAUGUAUUUUCUAAACCUCUUUCUGAACCUCUUUUUCACUUGUUUUUUUUUGGGAUCAAAAGAGAGAAUGUUCGUUUCAAAUCAAUUUUUAAAUAUCCUGUUAAGGCAAUUGAGAUGCGUCAUUUUAACGUGAGGUCUUAGAAACAAAAGAAUUACAUAGAUGAUGAAUAUAUAAUGACCGUCAUUUUUUUUU
This is a messenger RNA of Umbelopsis ramanniana AG, 1138 nucleotides long. RefSeq lists its product as uncharacterized. The coding region runs from base 173 to 757 and encodes 194 amino acids. Gene Ontology annotation, molecular function: calcium ion binding. The transcript has 4 exons. The record is from RefSeq and is a predicted model, not a curated record. Lineage: Eukaryota; Fungi; Mucoromycota; Umbelopsidomycetes; Umbelopsidales; Umbelopsidaceae.